AUAGACGACAUUACGAUGCGACUCGCGACGUAUUUCCUAUUCUUUGGUUUGGCCCUAGCUGACGAGACCAAGUUGACUUACAUAUCUUGCGAUUCGUGCACUGAUCGGGCGAAUACCAGCAUGCUGAGAAAUAUAACGCUUCGUUUAUAUACGGGCAAUACUACUGAUGACUAUACGAGCAUUCUGAUUGGCGAGGCGACGGAUCUGUUGGACACGAUAGAUUCCAGCAAGCCAACUGUCCUCUAUAUCCAUGGAUGGAUCGAAAAUCCUGACAACACAUCGUCGGUGGCGGUGAUAGGUGCAUACGCGGAAAGGGGCGACCACAAUGUGCUGGCAGUGGAUUACGGAGACAUUGCCGCAAUGUCUUGGGCUUUUGCUUUCCGAAGCUUCGAAGGCAUUCUCUACCAGCUAAUCAGGACCCUGAACCAACUGGUGGACGGCGGACUGAACCCGACGACUCUGCACAUCGUCGGUCACUCUUACGGAGCUCAGAUAGCUGGAAACAUCGGAAGGAACAUGAAUUUCGUAGUGCCGAAAAUUGUAGCUCUGGACGCUGCCUAUCCCAGGUUUCCGGAGACCGAAGAUCACAGUCUUCGAAAGACCGACGCCGAGUUCGUUCUCGUGAUUCACACCGAGGCUGGUAUAUUUGGUAUUACCUACCCCGCUGGACACGUUGACUUCUUUCCAAAUCGCGGAGAGACUCCUCAGCCAGGAUGCGAACUUACCGAAGGUGGAGCCACGGCACGAAUCACCGAAAUAGUCUGCAGCCACCAAAGAUCAUGUUUUUUCUACGGCGAGUCGUUGCGCAACACGGAUGCGUUUUACGGACGGGCUUGCGAUUCGUACGAAGAAUUUGAGGCAGGUUUAUGCGGCUCUAACGCGACAGUGGUGAUGGGGUACGAGACACCAACCACGGCGAACGAUAGUGAGGAUUACAGCAGCGCUUUAGCUGGCGACGCUUCGGUCCUGGCGAACAAAAUCCAUUCCUACAAACCAACCGUCAUCUACAUUCACGGGUGGAUAGAGAGUCCCGAGAACACGAGCGUACGGACGGUGAUAAACGGCGAGAAUCCAAGCCAUCAAACGAUUUCGCUGAAUCUUCUCUUCGAAAGCGUCUGCUACGUGAUGUCCAACAUCGUGCAACUCCUGGUCAAGGCUGGUCUGGACUCGAGAACUCUGCACAUAGUCGGCCACUCGAUCGGAGUUCAAUUGGCCGGUUGCAUCGGGAGGAACGUGAAUUUCACCGUGCCAAGAAUCACAGUUUACAUGGCAUCGAACUUGGGAUUAACGGCUAUCAAAGUCAGGUUGUGCACAGGAGGGUUGAUUAACGCUUGCGGAAGUCAGUCACAUCGUUUUUACAAUUCGAACUCAACGAUGAUACGAUUCGCGGGUUUACUCUUCUUAUGGCUGCCAAUUGCCAUGGCAGCAGACACGACGUACACACCGUGCACUCUGUGCCUUUACCAGGCAUCAUCGUCGAAAUUGGCAGCAACCAAAGUACGACUGUAUACAGGUGAGGACGUAGACACGUACACGGAAGUGCAAUCCACCGAAGCUCUGAGCUUGUUCGAUCAGAUGGACGUCAGCAAGCCGACUGUCGUUUACACCCAUGGUUUGUACGGUACUCCGAGUUGGCAAAGCACCAAAGCAAUCAUCGAUGCAUACCUCCAACGGGGGGAACAUAACGUUCUGUACAUGAACUGGGCGAAUAUCGCUGUCAGUGCGUACGUCUACGCAGCUCGUAGCGUUCCUGGUGUCGGUUACACCCUGGCCACUAUCCUCAACGAGUGGGUGGCGGCUGGUCUGAACUCGUCGUCUCUUCAUCUCGUCGGCCAUUCGAUGGGUGCCGAAAUCUCCGGAUACGCCGGCCGAUACGCGAACUUCACAGUGCCCCGGAUCGUGGGUUUGGACCCAGCGGGACCCUUGUUCUACACGAUUCUGGACCACAUAAAUACCGACGACGCUGAUUUCGUCCAAGUGAUCCAUUCGGACGACGGCGUCAUUGGACUCAACUCGGAUGUGGGACACGUCGACUUUUAUCCUAACGGUGGUACCAACUUGCAGCCAGGAUGCGGCUUAGCAGGACAUAUCUGUAGCCACCUUAGAGCUUGUUUCUAUUACGCUGAGUCCGUACGGAAUGAGUCUGCUUACGUUGGCCAAACAUGCGAUUCGUAUCGGAAGUUCAAGAAAGGUUCAUGCGAUUCGAACGAAGUAGCAGUAAUGGGUUACGCGACUCCGACAACCGCGAGUGGUAAAUACUAUUUCCAAACUAACUCGGACACACCUUACGGUCGAGGAGUUCAGGGCACCACUUACGAUUCUUCAACCAAUAUAGUAACUUCGACCGUCGAAGAUCUGUGGGAAGGACUGACGUCGCUCUUUGGUUGAAAUUAGUCAAGCUUCGUAGCAUCGCUACGAUCAAAAUCCCGAAGAAUCUAUUUCAUAUACAUAGAACGUCGAGUUUUUACGGUGUCAUGUAUAUCACUUUGGAGCAAUGUGUGCUCAGCUGAGUAACAAACAUCUUUAACAUCGUUCUUUCGGGACUUGAAACAUUAAAUGAGAUUUCAAAUAUCAAAAUU
This is a messenger RNA of Neodiprion fabricii, 2579 nucleotides long. RefSeq lists its product as uncharacterized. The record is from RefSeq and is a predicted model, not a curated record. Bases 16 to 2388 code for a protein of 790 amino acids. Lineage: Eukaryota; Metazoa; Arthropoda; Insecta; Hymenoptera; Diprionidae. The transcript is spliced from 16 exons. Gene Ontology annotation, molecular function: lipase activity. Gene Ontology annotation, biological process: lipid metabolic process.